UUCGACUUGCGGCUUGGGAUUUUAUUAUCAAUAUUGGAAGCACACUUUGCUUAUUUGUUGGUCUAUAUGCAUUUCUAAUUGUUUUUCUCUUGUUCAUUUAUGUUGUGUGUGUCGAGAAAUUUCAUAUCAGGUACAUGAUUGUUUGGUUGACCAUGGUCCAUCCUGUUGGAUAGUUGGCCUUGGCCACAUUCCUCCCUAUUCAAAUGUCCAUGCUAGCUCUCUCAGUUAAGAUGUCAGAGAUCUUAAUAGUUAUUUAAGGUGCUACCAUGCUCUUUCUCGGAGUAUGCCAUUCUCUGAAGUUUAUAGUGUCACUCAGCUUCUAACGCAUUGGCCCCUCAUUAGAUACAAUGACCACAAUAAAAACUAAAAAGAAAUGUACCCUGUUAUGCAUGGAGAGAGAAACGAUGCAAAAUAUUCUCACCCCAAUGAAUCUGUAUCGCGAGAAAAGGGGAACAAAGUACUAUAUAAUAGGAGGAGAUGGAGUGUACAAAAUAAGACAUAGAUGUGUAUAUAAAUAGAAGGCUCGCAACAAAAUCUUCUCCCGAGAUAUGAAUUUAUUCGAUGCCAUUAAAUGCAAAAGAGAAAGUACUCCCUAAAUGAAUAAACGUUCUACCGCUAAGUGAUAUGAUAAUUUAUACAUGUAGCAAAUGACAAGUAAUAAUACGAUAUGGAAAAUUUUAUCCAUAGUGCUAAUAUAGCACUAAAACAAUAAUUAUCCAUCAAAAUAUCACGUAUACAAAUACCAUACAAAUACCGGACUAAUCCACUGAAAUAUAUGAUAAAUUUGAUUAUUAAUUUUUUGUUAUGUUUUCAAUAUUCCAUUAGGGAACUUUCAUUUUUGUUAACAUAUUGAUGUUGUCGAACCGAAAGAGCAACAUACAGAAAUAUAUUUGCAUUACCUUGUGCAAUCAUAUACAUGCUUAAGUAAACUUUUAGAUAUGAAGAGUGUUGGAAUGCAAAUAUGAAAGGGAUAUGGUGGUGGUUUCCUUUUCCUCAAAAUCCGACUUUCUCGUUUUUACAAACCCAUUUUACUGAAGUGAAAAAAUGAUAUAUUGUCCCUCCACCCAUCCCAAAUUCCCCAGUUAGAUUCCAGAACUCUGGCUAGGGCCGCGCCUAAUGAUCCAGUGGCGGUAGGGCAUGGUGGUCGGGGCCGCUAGCGAGAGGCACCAGGCGCUUCUCCUCGGAACCGGCCUCCACCACAGAUUAGCACAGUACAAGUAUACUAAUGAAAACCAUGUAGUGAAGGGCCUCAUUAUCAUGCGGUGAAGGGCACAAUACUGGGAAGACUAUGAGUAGGAGUGUGGUGUAUCACGGAAUCAGAGCAAGGGUGGCUUCCAUUCAAAGCAAAAGGGAUUCCCACCAGCAAAUUAUCUCACUUGUUACUGUUUUUUUGGAUUGUUGGGUAUUAAAAAAUAGGGAUUGAUGCCUUGUGAAUGUUUAUGUAUACAAACGAAUUGUAUUGCCUAAAUUCAAAGAAACCAUAACUUUAUGUUAAAUGUUGAAAAGUAGCGCACUAUAAAAUUCUAUUUUUAACUCUAUAACAGAAGAUAUCUAACAUAGGUAAAGUACCAUGCUCUUUCUUAUUUCGAUCUUAAUAAUUAUUUUUAAGGUGGUACCAUGCUCUUUCUAAUUUGGAUCCAUUUCAAAUUAAUUCAUAGAGUUCAUUCGAAUAUGAAAUACCAUGUGGUAAUUAAUGUAUCACUUAGUUCACCUACUGUCCGAGUUAAGUAUUAUAGUUUUAAGUUGUUAGAAUUUAUGGCUAACACAUAGUAUAUGAACAUAAACUAUUAAAAAAAGUGCAUACAUUGCAUAUUCGCAUUCUAACACUCUUAGUGUCUAAAUUUUACUUAAUAACACUUAUGAUUGUACAACGUGUUGCAAAUAUAAUUUUGUAUGUUGCUCAUUCGGUUCGACAAAUAGAUAUGUUAACAACGAGAACGAAAGUACCCUAACCGACUAUCCAAAACAUAACACGAAUUCAAAGAUCACAUUUAUCAUAUAAUUUGGUGAAAUAGUUCGGUUUUAGUAUGGUUUAUGUAUAUUUGAUGGAUAAUUAUUGUUUUGGUGCUAUUUAGCAAUAUGGACACAAUCGUUCGUUCUGUAUUAUUACUUGUCAUUUGUUACAUGUAUAAUUAUCAUAUCACUUGUAGUAUGACUAUUUAUGUAGACAAGAUUUUCUUUUGCAUUAAAUGACAUUGAGGAAAUCCAUAUCUCUAAAGAUUUUGUCCCGGGUUAUCUAUUUAUACACAUUCCCAUGUCUUAUUCUGUAUACUCCAUCCCCUCUUGCUAUAUAGUCCCUUUUCCCCCUUUUCUCGCGAAAACGUAUUCAUUGAGGUGAGAACAUUUUGCAUCAUUUCUCUCUUUGUGCCUAACGUGGAUAACUUUGGUUACAUUUCAUUUUAAUUUUUGCUGUGGUCAGGGCCGGCACAUUAUAAGUGGAGGGGCAAUAUAAACUGGAGACAAUGAAAUACUUCGAGAAAGAGCAUGGUAGCGGACCACAAUCUUCUGAAGGCUCGAAGUCGGGUCUUGGUGAGGCAGGCUCGAACUCUGGUCUUGGUGAGGCACAUCCUUGUGAGGGCUCGAACUCCGGUCUUGGCGAGACAAGCCCUGACUUCAGUGGUGCCAGUUUCUCGUUGGAUGACAACGAGAUCAACGCCUACAACGGCAUCCUGAACCUCCAAGCGCCUGACGUCACCACCGUCAUGGCUAUUGUGCACGGCGAAGGGUACUGGACCGAUGUUGCGUGGUACUUCCAGGACUCUGACUUCGUGACUCUCCUCAACUUCAUGAACAGCCUCGGGCCGGAGACCGUCGAGGACGAGGACUUUCUUGACUUUGCCAACGUCGUGAGCUUCGCGAACAGCCUCGGGAAGGAGUCCGAUGAAGAAGACGACAUGGUCAGGGUGUUGCUGAAUGUGGAUGAUGUUUCGGAAGAAUUGUGAGCAGGCAGGGGGGAGAUAGAGCGUAGGGCGUGUCCUGGCAUCAUCUGGAAGACUAAGUAUACUUGAAUAUGAAGUUGUGUGGCGCUGGGUUAUUUUUUAUGUUAUACCAAAACUAUAAAUUGUAUUCAGAUUGGUUGGUGUGUUGUAUGGCUGAUGUCUCCGUGCCGUGGGGCGGAGAGGUGAUGUAUCAUGUAUGUUUGUUUCUUGUUUUGAUGGAUGGCAGUAUUUUAUUUGCAGUAA
Messenger RNA from Lolium perenne, 3182 nucleotides. RefSeq lists its product as uncharacterized. The record is from RefSeq and is a predicted model, not a curated record. Lineage: Eukaryota; Viridiplantae; Streptophyta; Magnoliopsida; Poales; Poaceae.